Molecule: messenger RNA, 435 nt
Organism: Asparagus officinalis (garden asparagus)
Lineage: Eukaryota; Viridiplantae; Streptophyta; Magnoliopsida; Asparagales; Asparagaceae
Product: auxin-responsive protein SAUR68-like
Exons: 1
Coding region: 1-435 (144 amino acids)
Biological process (GO): response to auxin
Source: RefSeq, a predicted model, not a curated record
AUGGUAAACUCCAAGAAGAUCGUUGAGAUGGCGAGAAAAUGGAGAAAGGCAGCUGCCUUGGGCAAAAGGGUCUCCUCAACCCAGGCUGAUGCUAAAUUAGAUUCCAAUGCUUGCAGUACACCAGUUGCAGAAAAAGGUCACUUUAUUGUAUACACCUCAGAUGAGAAGAGAUUCAUGGUUCCCUUGAGAUUUUUGGAGAGCAUUAUUUUUGUAGAGCUCUUAAAGAUGUCUGAAGAUGAGCAUGGGAUACCAAGUGAUGGUCCAAUCAUAUUGCCUUGUGAUUCAGUGUUCAUGGAGUAUAUUCUAUCUUCGCUCAGAAGACGAGGGUCUAAAGCUAUGGACAGGGUGUUGUUAGACACUAUAUUAAGGCACCGUCAUUCUCCUUGCUCUUCGCAAACUGUGGGGUUGAAUCAACAAGUAGUUUGUAGCUUUUGA